This is a messenger RNA of Leptinotarsa decemlineata (Colorado potato beetle), 1271 nucleotides long. RefSeq names its product Phosphatidylinositol glycan anchor biosynthesis class Q (gene PIG-Q). The record is from RefSeq and is a predicted model, not a curated record. Gene Ontology annotation, cellular component: membrane; endoplasmic reticulum. Gene Ontology annotation, biological process: GPI anchor biosynthetic process. NCBI's taxonomy places the organism in Eukaryota, Metazoa, Arthropoda, Insecta, Coleoptera, Chrysomelidae.
UUAGUUCUGUGCAUAAAACAAUAAGCAACGUUGACAUUUGCACAAAUGAGUGCCAGUGGCAGUUGCUCGUUUUAGGUUAUGUUCAUGUUAUUGUUUAUGUUUUUACCAAGUCUAAAAUCUGAAACUCAACUUGAUAUCCAUGGAUCUUAAUUCCCAAUGUGGGUUCAUUUCUACAAAAUACAAAGAAAGUCAAUAAUUUUUUGACUGAUUAUAAAAACUCACUUAUGAAUUAUCAGUAUUAGUGUAGUGGUACCCUCAAAAUGAAUAUGAGUAAAUGUAUUUUAGUUUUUGUACCAAAUACUUUAGAGUACCACAAAAAUGGGUUUUUAAAGGGAGACUAUAAAGAAUUUGAUGAUGCAGUAGCUUAUUAUAUUACAAGUGAUACAACAGAGAAAACUUCUAAUAACUCCAUAGGAACCAUGGGAACUAAGAUAAAAUUUCCAGAGGAGGGAAAUUCAAAAAUAUUUAUUGAUGGUAAUGGAAAUAUGACUUUCAGUAAGGCAGUUGAGAAAAAUUACUCUAUCGCCAAAAUCACUUAUGACUAUGAAGCCUUUAAGAAACAUGAUAUAGUCGAUGAUAGUAAUGUUUAUGGGAAACAUUUAAAGUUUAUUUCAGAUGAAAUAUAUAAGAGUAGACCUUGGCUUAGUGAUAACGGAAAAAGAAGCAUCGGAAAUACUGUAUUAUCAUUUGUUCUCUGCAUAUUAAUUUUACUGAUGAAGCUCACCACCAAACUGAAAAUAAUUCUUUCUUAUUCUUCAACUUUCUCACAUUUUGAAGACAGUGUUAUAACAUCAAAGUGGUUUAUUGAAACCAUGUUAUGUGAGAAACGAUUCACCCCUAAACUUGGGAAUAUUUUUGUAGCAAAAAUUAUUGAUUUGGUAAUUGGUAUAGUUUUGUUGAAUUGGUUGUUAAAGAAUGAAGAUGGAAUAUCAAUGUAUGUUCAGAACUCUACAGAAGAUCUCAUAUCAAAUCUUAAAGGUCUGCUGCUGUACUUAAUGGGAUCUCCGAUAGGUUUGAAAUUAAAUUAUGCCUUCAAUAAAUCAUUGGGGCAGUUUUUCUUCUACCAUAUAUCAUUAUGGAGAAUUUUUCUACUUGGGUUGCAGCCUCUUUUUGUUGCCUACUUCCGCUUACUUGUAUUGCCGGGAGCAUUAGGAUUAUCGUUUCAGAUUUCCAUGAUUUCAGACCUGAUAUCCAUAACGACUUUCCAUGUCUACUGCAUAUACGUAUAUGCGACCAGGUAAAUCAAUAUCACUUCAACAAAUAAUAGGUUG